UUUUCGGACAGAUGUUUCCCUCCGGAGAUAUUAUUUCCAAGUACAUCCCUUAACCAGCUAGCGGAAGAUAAACAGAACCCGUGUUCGAGAUGGCAGAGACUCACAGCUUGCAGGAGUUGAGGCAGCAGGCAACCGUCUCCACCAAAGUCUUCAUCCAGAGAGAUUACACCAACGGCACUGUGUGCCAGUUCCAAACCAAGUUCCCCUCUGAGCUGGAGAACAAGAUCGACAAACAGCAAUUCGAGGAGACGGUGCGGACACUGAACAACCUUUAUGCCGAGGCAGAGAAGCUGGGAAGCCAGUCCUACAUUGAAGGAUGUCUGGCGUGCCUCACAGCUUACACCAUCUUCCUGUGUAUGGAGACUCACUACGAGAAGGUUUUGAAGAAGAUUGCAAAGUAUAUACAGGAACAGAAUGACAAGAUCUACGCACCACGAGGCCUCCUGCUGACCGACCCCAUCGAGAGAGGCCUGCGAGUCAUUGAGGUGACCAUCUUUGAAGACAGAAGCCUGACGAGAUAAAAGCUCACGAGCGCUAGAGUUUCCCUCCCCGAGGACCCGCCGGACCCGCCGGACCUGCGACCUUAACACUGCGUCUCUACAAUCGAUCCCUUUCCAGCUCCUGCUGCAUCAUGUGCAUGUCUCCUUCACAUCAUCCUUUAUGACCAAGUUUCAGGUUCCGUUCGUGACUCCACAACAUGUUGGAACAUUAUUUGUGAUUUUAUUUUUUAUUUUUGUGCCCAUUUGACUUGGGGGGUGGGGGGGGGGUCAUACAGUAUAUUUAUAUUUAGCCAAAACAUAUGUAGAAUGACCUGGAAGGUUUUUCUCAGAGUUAAUACGUAUUGUUAAAGCCAUUUUCUUUCAGAGUAAAAAGAAACCUUUUGAAUAGUAGAAUUUGUGGAUUUAUGUGAACUUUUAUAUAUUUCUUUGAGUACUAAAGCUGAGGCCCAGGUCAGCUUGGUGAGGUGUAAUGUUGAUGUGACAGAGGAAUAGAUUCAGUCAUGUAAAGAAGCCACUGGUUUUGAGCAGCAUUAGUUGCAUAUACUGUAACGUCACAUUUUCUUAAAUGUAUUGAUCUGUUUUUCACAAAGGUGCUCGGACAUUUGUAACUUCUCUUAAAGUUUCACUGUGAAGGUUUAACCUCAUGUCUACAGUUCCCAAGAGCCCCGGCAUGGAUUUUAUCGUUGAUGUACAUAUUGAUUUGAAAUAUUGAGUUAGUGUUUAUUUUUGGCAUGUCAUACUGUAAAAUACGGCACCUUAAGUAUUUGUUAUUAUUGGAACUCACUAUAUCUAAUAUUUGGUGACUAAUGUUGAUUUUUCUUUCGGACUCAUGUCUCAUAGUCAUUUAUUCUUUUAUUGUGAGAUUGCCUUUGAGUGAAGUGUUAUAAGUGCUCUUUAGCUGACAGUGCCUGGAGUGUCCUUGAAUGUUGCCUUUAUGUAAGUGUGAAGGCCCGGUCACACCGCCGUUAAAAAACGAAUACAUCGAACUGUGAUUAUCGCCGCGUCAGCGCAGACGUUUCACACCAGGUCCAACCUCAGCUGUCUCCAAAAGUUUGACAUGAAAUUAUUCAAAACAGUUGCCUGGUCUGGAAAGUAUCAGGACUCAAAAGUCUGAAGAAUGAUAGCGUGCCUCAUCCAGAAGUCUGGACGGAUCCUGGGAGAUGUUCGCAAUUUGGCUGUUGUAAAAAUGUUCAAUGAAACCUGAAGUUUGCUGGCGAACGAUGCGAGAUUACUGCAGCCGUACUCCCUGCAGUGUUUGCUGACGGUGUCAAUGCUGUGAACCGUCCGUGAUCCGUGGAGUUUACUAUCGAGACUCAGACUCCCAGCGUGUCCAGAGACGUGGCGUUUGUCCCGGCACACGUAGCAGGACCAACGGUGUGACUGGGCUGAGGCGCAGAGAUCACGUCAGAUUUAUUCUGUUGGGUUUUAUUCCACAGUAAAGCUUCAGGUUGUCAUGGUAAAGCUGCUAACGCCAGCUGUGUUCAGUGUCCUGAAUGUGGUCAGAACGAAGCAUCUUCAAAUGUUUCAUGUUGAGGUCUGAAUUUUAGAAUUUGCAGUUAAAGAAGCAACAAUGAUCUUACUGUGUAAAUAAAGUAUUGUUUAAUAUUUUGGAUGUACUCACUAACUGUACAUUGUUUAUCUUGAGUCCAGCUAAUUGAAUGUUUCUGUUAUUUGUAAUGUAUUGUUACACUUAAAGGUUGUAUGCUAAUAA
Messenger RNA from Cololabis saira (Pacific saury), 2211 nucleotides. RefSeq names its product golgin subfamily A member 7-like. The record is from RefSeq and is a predicted model, not a curated record. Bases 90 to 521 code for a protein of 143 amino acids. Gene Ontology annotation, cellular component: Golgi stack; palmitoyltransferase complex. Gene Ontology annotation, biological process: peptidyl-L-cysteine S-palmitoylation; Golgi to plasma membrane protein transport; protein targeting to membrane. The transcript is spliced from 6 exons. NCBI's taxonomy places the organism in Eukaryota, Metazoa, Chordata, Actinopteri, Beloniformes, Belonidae.